CCAUAUCAGCCGUUUUUUUACCAGACCGCCUCCGCUGAACUUCUGACCUUUGGUCAUUUCGACUCGAAAGAUUGGCUCGCAUCUUAGUAUUGUUUAUCCGAGCCAUCAGCCCUGGCGAUACCGCGCGAACCCAGAAGAUUCGAAAAUCGGGAAACGCUGCACCUGCGGCGAUUGAACAAAGGAAAAACCGGUUGCCACGGGGAUUGGACAACAACGACACAUCGCAUCGCGUGUGAAAAGAGUUGGAUCAGCACAGUUGUCGAUUGAUUUUCACCUGGCGCAGUUUGCCACGCCAACAUGCAGGAGGCCUACGUCAACAUCAACUCCAUUCCCACCCACAUCUUCACCUGGGGCAGGUGGAUCGAGGAGACCAUUACCGAGAAGGAGAUCGUCAUCUGCAUAACCGGCAAUCCGGGUCUGCCUGGUUUCUACACAGAGUUUGCGGGCACUUUGCAAAAGGAGCUGGGCGAUCUUCCCGUUUGGGUGAUAGGACACGCUGGCCACGAUGAUCCGCCAGAGGCCAGCAUUCGAGAGGUUCCGCAGCUCAGCGGCAACGAGGAGCUCUUCAAUCUGGACGGACAAAUCCGGCACAAGAUCGCCUUCAUCGAGAAGUACGUGCCGAGUGAUGUCAAAAUCCACUUAAUUGGCCACUCCAUCGGUGCCUGGAUGAUCCUGCAGCUGCUGGAGAACGAGCGGAUACGGAACCGCAUACAAAAAUGCUACAUGCUCUUUCCCACCGUCGAGCGGAUGAUGGAGUCGCCGAACGGCUGGGUCUUCACCAAGGUGGCCAUGCCCCUGUACUCGGUGUUCGGCUACAUCUUCUUCAGCUUCUUCACCUUUCUGCCCGUGUGGCUGCGCCUGAUGCUGAUACAGAUCUACUUCCUCAUGUUCUCCAUUCCACGGCAAUUCCUGGGCACCGCCCUGAAGUACUCCAAGCCCUCGGUGGCGGAGAAGGUGGUGUUCCUGGCCGACGACGAGAUGGCCCGCGUACGCGGCAUCCAAAGAGAGAUUGUGGAGCAGAAUCUGGACAUUCUGAAGUUCUAUUACGGCACCACCGAUGGCUGGGUACCCGUCUCCUAUUACGAGCAGCUCAAAAAGGACUUUCCCAAGGUGGACGCCCAGCUGGACACCAAGAAGAUCGCCCACGCCUUCGUCCUGCGGCAUUCGCAAGCGAUGGUGGGAAUUGUGCGGGACAUGAUCCAGCAGCAUCGACGCGGAUGAGGUCGAUGGUUUCCCUAGCCCAGAUUAUCAGCCCUGUCCAUUUCCCCAAUCCGUUUCCAACAGACUUGGAAUCCGGAUUAGGCUUGAACAACAAUACCCAUUAGCAAUUCCUCCACUGCCUUCAUGUGGCAAUUAGUUUGUUUUUAUUAGUACCUUUCUGAAGCUCUCGAAGGAAACUCUAAAUAUAGUCAAAAGUGAUUUAACCA
Drosophila suzukii is the source of this 1427-nucleotide messenger RNA. It is a transcript of the gene sturkopf, whose product is annotated as lipid droplet associated hydrolase sturkopf. Gene Ontology annotation, molecular function: lipase activity. The record is from RefSeq and is a predicted model, not a curated record. Gene Ontology annotation, cellular component: lipid droplet. Gene Ontology annotation, biological process: lipid storage. Lineage: Eukaryota; Metazoa; Arthropoda; Insecta; Diptera; Drosophilidae.